AUGGGAGGCUUUGAGGGUCACCUGUUUCCAGGGCUGUGUUUCUUCUUUUAUGGUCUUUAUCAUGCACAAAUGUCCUUCAAGGCCUCAAUGUGCAACUGUCCUGCCCAGUAUCCACCAACUCGUCCUUGGAGCAAGGGAAGAUGGGCCAAGCUGCGGCAAAUAUACUACGUUGGAUUGCUGAAGAUGUUGGGCGCCUGCAUUUUAGUAGCUCAAGAACUGCAUAGCAUUCCUGGACAGUUUGUACUUAUCACCAAGCUAUACCACCAGCGAAACUUUUUAUACCACAAACAGUGGCAGCAUCUUACAUUAUAUCUGAGCUUCUUCCUAAGUGGGUGUGUAGAUGUGUUGAGCCAGAACUUGCUGCCCUGGAGAUGUGCUCCUUUGGAACAAGGCGGCCAAGCCUUAACCUUGUGUGUGUGCCUGCCUUUGAUGGUGUCUCACAUUCAGGACACAGAAGGAGUGGAGCGUCAGGGUCACAUCCUGCUCAUCCAGGCCAUCUUCCUGCUGACGGUGGUGGUGAUCGCAGAGCUGUGGGCUCCCGACCUGCCUCAGAUCUGGGUGAUGAAAGCCUUUUUCAAUAUGCUGGUAGGCUCUUGGCUGAUGCAUUUAGGCUUUAUGCUGUUCAGACCCAUUUCUGGCUAUAAAUGGAUGGAUGAUGACAACAAUGACAUUCUCUUUGUCACCAUCUUCUUCAGCUGGCAUGUGAUCUUUAUCGCUGUUUUGAUGAUCUGGAUCUAUGGUGUCUCCUUCGUGUGGUAUUGUUACAUCUGUUGA
Echinops telfairi (small Madagascar hedgehog) is the source of this 774-nucleotide messenger RNA. Its product is annotated as transmembrane epididymal protein 1-like. The transcript has a single exon. The record is from RefSeq and is a predicted model, not a curated record. Lineage: Eukaryota; Metazoa; Chordata; Mammalia; Afrosoricida; Tenrecidae. Bases 1 to 774 code for a protein of 257 amino acids.